AUGGCGCCAUCCCCUCGAAAGUCGACACGCGCUGCAGCGACGCGCCGGAAAGCGCCCAUUAUUGACGACUCGGAAGAGGAGGAGAACCAGGCGCCGCAAAUCAAGCAAGAGGACGAAGAAGAGUUUACGCCAGCACCACAGAAGACUGCACGACGAGGGCCGCCUCGAAAGGUGGUCGACGACGCCUCCACCCCGAAGACCUCGACUAGGAGACGAACGCGCGUGACCGAACCCACCGAAUCGAUCGAACCGACGCAGUUGUUUACGCCCACGCCACAGAGUGCUGAGGCCCGGUCGCCCACGAAGAACUCACCGAAGAAGCGCGCAAGCGGCAAGACUGGUCGUAAGCCACGUGUCUCGAUUGCUGGGGGUGUCGUGGAUGAGGAUUCACAGCUUCUCACACCGCAGCCUUCACAAUCGCCGGAACCCGAGCCUGCAAACGUGCCCGGGACGCCCCUCGCCGACAUCACAGAGAGCGCCAUAAAUGAGCAAACGUCUGCGCCGGCCCCACAAUCGAAGUUGGUUGAGAAAGUCAACGCCCAGCACACAGUCCUGGAAAAGCCGAUGGACAUCGUGAGUUACGCCGGGCGACAAGAAGUAGGACCAUUCCACACGUCAUUCUCUUCGGUUGUGGGUCCGAACGGAUCGGGAAAAUCGAAUGUCAUUGACUCACUGUUGUUUGUGUUCGGUUUCCGUGCGAGCAAGAUGAGACAGGGAAAGAUCUCUGCCCUUAUUCAUAACUCGGCUGCGUUUCCAGACCUCGAUUACUGCGAGGUCGAAGUCCACUUCCAGGAAGUCAUGGAUCUACCGGGUGGGGGGAGCGAAGUCGUCCCAGACUCGCAAUUGGUCAUCUCGCGGAGAGCGUUCAAGAACAACUCCAGCAAGUACUACAUCAACAACAAGGAGUCCACCUUCACCGUAGUCACUACACUUCUCAAAAACCGUGGAGUAGAUCUGGACCACAAGCGUUUCUUGAUCCUGCAGGGCGAGGUAGAAUCCAUCGCGCAAAUGAAACCGAAAGCCGCCAACGAGCACGAUGAUGGUCUUCUUGAAUACCUUGAGGACAUCAUCGGGACCUCCAAGUACAAGACGCCUAUUGAAGAAUCUGCGGCCGAGACGGAGACCCUCAACGAGGUCUGCAUGGAGAAGAACAACCGAGUGCAGCAUGUCGAGAAGGAGAGGACAGGCCUAGAAGACAAGAAAAACAAGGCGUUAGCCUAUAUCCGCGAUGAGAACGAGCUCUCGACGAAGCACUCAGCACUGUAUCAGAUGUACAUCUCGGAUUUCGACGACCACAUUCAGGUGGCCGAGGAAUCAGUCGGCCAGAUGCAGGCUCAGCUAGAUGAAGAGCUGCAGAAGCAUCAAGGAAACGAGGAAGGCAUCAAACAGCUCGAGAAGCAAUAUAAGAAGAGCACUAAGGAUUGCGAGCGGCUCGAGAAGCAUGCGCAAGAGCUGCAAAAAGAGGUUGCGAAGAUCGAUAAGGAGACCGUCAAGUUUGAAGAGAAGAAAAAAUUCUUUGUCGGCAAGCAAAAGAAGUUAGAAAAGACCAAAGAAACCAGCAAAUUCGGAAUUUCUGAGUCUGAGACCCUCGCGAAGCAGUACGCGGCCGACAUCGAGCGUUAUGCUGAGGAGAUUUUGGAAUUGGAGAAAAACAUGAAGGAUGAGGAGAAGGAGCUUGAGGCUGUCCGCGCGAGCUUGGCCGGAAAAACUCAGGGACUUUCAGAUGAGAUCGCGGCAAAGCAGAAAUCCCUCGAGCCCUGGACCGCCAAGGUCAACGAGAAGCAAUCCUCGAUCGCGGUAGCCCAAAGUGAGCUUGACAUCCUUCGCGAAAAGGAAAAUUCUGGAGCAAAGGGCAUCGCUGAGGCUGAGGCGAAGAUUGCUGGAUUUGAGGAAUCCAAGCAGAACAAGGCAGUGGAGCUUGAAGAAUGCAAGGCCGAGAGGAAGCGGGUUGAAAAGGAAGCCGAAAAAGUCCAAGCGCGGUUCGACGCGCUCGCCCACAAAGAGCCGGCCCUCCAGACAAAGCUGUCUGGCGCCCGCCAGAAGGCUGAUGAAGCUCGCGCCAGCCUCUCAGCGACCCAAACUCAAGGAAACGUCCUGACAGGGCUCAUGCGCCUAAAAGAGUCUGGACGUAUCAACGGCUUCCAUGGUCGGCUUGGGAACCUAGGUGCCAUCGAUCAGAAGUACGACAUUGCAAUUUCGACGGCAUGCCCGCAGCUCGAUAAUCUGGUUGUCGACUCUGUUGAGGUUGGACAGCAAUGCAUUGACUAUCUUCGCAAGAACAACCUCGGCCGUGCCAAUUUCAUUCUUCUAGACCGCCUUCCCCAGCGAGACCUCUCGCAGAUCGACACUCCCGAGAAUGUUCCUCGACUCUUCGACCUCGUUAAACCUAAGCACGACAGGUUCCGACCGGCUUUCUUCAGCGUCUUGCAGAACACCCUCGUGGCAGGUGAUCUUCAGCAAGCGAAUCGCAUCGCAUAUGGUGCGAAGAGAUGGCGAGUCGUCACCCUCGAUGGCCAGCUCAUCGACAAGUCCGGCACCAUGAGCGGUGGUGGAACGCGAGUAGCUAAGGGUGGCAUGUCUUCCAAAAUUGCUGCAGAUAUUACCAAGGAUCAAGUGGUCAAGCUUGAGCAGGAUCGGGAUACGCUUGAACGGACAUUCGCUGAACUUCAGCAAGAGCAACGCGACCUAGAAACUACCUUGCGCGAUCUCAGCGCCCAGAUCCCCCAGCUGGAGACGAAGGCUCAGAAGAUCGCGCUGGAGCUGGACAGCUUCGACCGCAACAUUGCAGACUCCAAGCGCCGCAUCAAGGAACUUAGCGCUGAGCAGGCAUCGACGAAGUCCGACAAAGGACGGAUAUCCACCCUGGAGAAGAGCAUCACUUCUAUGCAGAAGGAGGUCUCCAAACUCCAUGCGGAAACAGCAGGAAUCAUGGAGAUUGGUGGGGUCAAGCUCCGAAGCCAGAAAGCUAAGGUAGACGCCUCGAACGCAGAGGUCUCGAAAUCGAAGGAGGAGAAGCAACGCGCGAAGCACGAGAAAGCCCAUGCCGAUGCAAUCAAGGAGCUUGAGAAGCUUGCUUUCGAUGCGGAGAAGGUAGAAACUGAUAUGAAGACGCAGAAGAAAGCUCAAGAGGCUCUUGACAACAGCAAGGAGGAACUCCAAGCGCUCAAGAAGGAGCUCGACGAGAAGACCGCCGAGCUGAAUGAGACGCGUGCCGUCGAAAUCGAAAUGCGGAACAAGCUUGAAGAAGGUCGGAAGAGUCUACAUGAGUACCAGAAGAAGCAGCGCUACUUCGAAGACAAGCUGUCAAAGCUCUCCUACCAGAGCAUCAGCGACCUCGGCGAGGAACAAGAAGGGGAAGGUCUGCCCACGUACACCAAGGACGAGCUUCAAGACAUGGACAAGGGAGUCCUCCAGGACGAGAUCGCCCAGCUCGAGAAGAAGAACGAGAACGUCAACGUGGACAUCUCCGUGCUUGCUGAGUACCGUAAGCGCGUCGAAGAACAUGCAGCUCGCAGUCUGGACCUAGCCGAAGCUGUCGCCGCCCGUGAUGCCGCGAAGAAACGAUGCGACGAGCUGCGCCGUCUGCGCCUCGAGGGCUUCAUGGAAGGCUUCAGCAUCAUCACCGCCCGUCUCAAGGAAAUGUACCAGAUGAUAACCAUGGGCGGAAACGCGGAGCUGGAGCUCGUCGACUCGCUCGAUCCUUUCUCAGAGGGUAUCCUAUUCAGCGUGAUGCCGCCGAAGAAGAGCUGGAAGAACAUUUCUAAUUUGAGUGGUGGUGAGAAGACGCUCAGUUCGCUUGCCCUGGUGUUUGCGCUGCAUCACUACAAGCCGACGCCGCUGUACGUUAUGGAUGAGAUUGAUGCUGCGUUGGAUUUCCGAAAUGUCUCUAUCGUCGCCAGUUACAUCCAGCAGCGCACAAAGAACGCUCAAUUCAUCGUCAUCUCGCUGCGAAACAACAUGUUCGAGCUCGCGGCGCGGCUUGUUGGCGUAUACAAGGUUAAUCAUAUGACGAAGAGUGUUACGAUCGAGAACAAAGACUAUAUUUUUGGGCGGGCGUAGACGGUGCUGACCAAUCUGAUACAUGCUUGUUGGUCUUGGAUAGAAGUUGGUGGGUUGGGUCGGAUUGAAUGGUGACGUGUGGAUAUGGUGGGACGCACACGCCCCAAAGAGUAUGCUCUUACGACGGAUAUCUAAUGAGGGAAAUGAUGUUCGAGGCACCGCCUAUGCUCCAACUCUUCAGGGCCUACGCCCCGUCGUGCCUAUGCUGACCUCGCCCUAGAGGUACUUGGCGUGUAUGUAAGCGUCAGCACUCGUACGACUGGCUUAUUGCAUUUACGCGUCUCAAAGUAGUGUUUUCCCCAAGGACCUCAUCGCAACGCAAGGAAUACAAGUUUAG
Trematosphaeria pertusa is the source of this 4396-nucleotide messenger RNA. Its product is annotated as RecF/RecN/SMC protein. Lineage: Eukaryota; Fungi; Ascomycota; Dothideomycetes; Pleosporales; Trematosphaeriaceae. Gene Ontology annotation, biological process: mitotic chromosome condensation. Gene Ontology annotation, cellular component: chromosome. Bases 1 to 4059 code for a protein of 1352 amino acids. The transcript has 8 exons. Gene Ontology annotation, molecular function: ATP binding; ATP hydrolysis activity; protein binding. The record is from RefSeq and is a predicted model, not a curated record.